AUGCUCUCAGACAAGAACCUCUAUGUAUUUCAUCAUGUUUUCCUGCCACCGAAGCUGCCAGAAGGGGAUGACUACACAGCUCAGCGUGACGCGUUCCUGCUGGAUAGGGUAAUUCAUGCUUUGAGAGAAUUCAAAUGCGAUACGCGCUCCGACUGGUCUGGCAUUCUGUUCGAUGUUACUAUGAUGCUCACACGGUUGAGAGCCAUUUGUGGGAAGCAUGGUGCCGUGGAUGAAGUCGAACUGCGAAAGGCGCUAGUACAACUGGGAACUGAAGGUGGUUUUCUCCCCAUAUACGCUCGUUGCCAAAAUGCUGCUGUCUUGAUGACGAGGGUAGAUGAUGCAGUACAUGUCGAGUCUUGGGAACUGUCUCCGCGCAACGAAGCUGUAAUAACGACGGUUGGACGAUUGAAACGACAGUUUCCGGGGGCGACGCUUUCGUUGGACCUGGCAACCUUCAAUAAUCCAAGCCUCCAGAGGACAAUCGCGGAAACCUUGGCAAAACUGAGCCACCAAUCCGCCCCAGGGACCAUGAGCAGAGUCAAGAAAAAGCGCAAGGAACAUGAUGAGGACAGAGACACAAUUCAUCCGAAGAUGGUGACAGAGCUCUUCACAGCAUUUCUACGGCCAAUGUGCAGAGACGUUGAAGUGCCACAAAUUCAGAAGCACACCCGUGAAGAAGUGAUGUGGCUUAAUAGCCGAUUCCCCUGGCGCAGGUCGGCACUCUGGCUCCUGAUCCGUGUAGUUCUACAACUGGCGUUUCAUAGGUCGUCGCAAAGUAAGAGGGCCUCCGACAGCCUCUACAAACAAUUCAUGGUAUAUUUCAUGAGUUCCAUCCUGGCAGUGUCCCAAGAAUCAUUGCCAAAUGAAUACUUGCUUGCGAUGAGUGCCAAGAUCGGCCGCCGGCUACACAAGUUGGAUCUGGACUAUGAGCCCUUGUGGUUUAGAUCCGUUCAGGAGAGCCUUGCCGCGGCAAGUAAAACUCUUCAACAUCGCAGGGAUCAUGCUACCGGACAGGACCGUAACCGCAAUGACCUUCCGUCAUUGGCCAGGUUAAAUUUCAGCGAAGAUAUUCAUUGCACUCUGACGGGCCUCGAUCGGUAUCUGGAAGAGGCCGAUGAGCGAGGACAGCGGGACGGUGUCUCAGUCGACUUUCAGCCCGAGUCGCAUCUGUUGGCAUACAGAAGCGCAGACCUUCCAGAUCGCCCAGAUAUCUCAAAUAACGGCUAUGAGGUAUAUAACCUUGCCGCAUUUGAGGACUGGGUCGUUACAUCACUGGAUGGCUGGCUUAAGUCCAGUAUGGACAUGGACUCCACAUGUGGCCAACUGGCGGAUUUAAUAACAUGGUACCAUACUACUGCAUCUGUAGUAUAUUCCUCUAACCCUGAGGCCAUAUCAAUCAUGUUUCUUACCAUUCUAGAGCUGUGGAUUGCAUGUGACAAAGCUGCCAUUCACAUACACGGGAUUCUUCAUGAUUAUGAUGCUUGUAUCCCCGUGGGUAUGUUUCAGUCGCUUUUGUUACCUCGUCAGUCGCACAUGAGAAGGCUUGCGGAUGCAGAAAGGUACCUUGAUCAACGAAGACAAGACCAGAGGUAUUCAGGGCCAGGCAUCUUUGGAGAUUACGGUACACCGAACUGUUUCUCCGUUAGAUAUUACGAUACAUCGGCUGAGCACCAGAGAUUGCACGCCGCAAUUGUGGAGCGAGCAGAGCAAGAGCGAAGAUCGAAGCUUGCUGAGCUUCACGACAAACAACAAAGAUAUGCAGACCUUUACCACCGUAUUGAUAGUAUGGACUGUAGCUAUCGUGAUGUUCUUGUGGAUCGAGAGUUUGAGGUAUAUGAGACCCGUCACCAUCCAUCAUGCCAGAAGUGCAAGUAUCAGCAAGAGGCAGAUUCUAUUCAAAUCAAAGUUCAUGAAUGGCCUCUCCCAGAGCACAGUCUCCAAGCAAAAUCGACAAUUUUCGAACUAAAAGUGCCUAAGGUGUUUGCACGUUGGCGAGAUGUCACAACUUUCUUUAUAUUGGUCGUCCUGGGUGUCGACUAUUCCACCAAGGAGGUACCAAGAGCCAGGUACACUCCUCAGCGGCAUAGUGGCCUAUCAUCAUUCUCUUAUGCAUCUAGUGGUGCGUACCGAAUUACACUCCUUUCACAAAUAAAGCCGCAUGAAGGGACACAUCGACGGGAAAAGCGCAUCAUCCAUGUGGGUGAAGACGAGGUUUGUCUAGCAAACGGUAUGUCUCUUCAGUAUUACGAUAAUAUCAAAGGAUACUUCGUCAGUGGAUUUACACUCACGCAUGUUGUUGCUGAGUCGUGCAUGAUGAAAUUACCCCUCUCAAAUUCCGGCCUUCAGCGGUAUCUUUUUCGACCUGCGGACAAGCCAGACGGCCUGCCGCCAAACUCGGUUAUCGCAUCGCAAGGUGAUUGCCCCGACAGCAUGUCGCUCGCAGAAUGCAAAGCACUUUGUACGAUACCCUGUGGCGUUGAGAUCCAGUGGCAAAACGUUCUACACCAACUGGCAAUGCCGGCUGUCGUGUUCAAUAAAGUGGAGACUGGAAUAUUUAUCCAUCAAGUAAUAUACCAAGCAGGACCGCCGUCUGGAAAUGCAAUCCAACGGAAAGGACAUAAGAUUCUCGAUGAUAGCAAAUUUACUACUGCUUUACUUUCGAAGAUCAAGGAUGAAAUGAAAAGAAUCGAGCGGAACUGGGAAUCAGCACAAGAGCUCAGUGUCCUAGUGUCACUUGUUCUACGACUAUUGUCUCUUUCAAGUUCUACAGACAUGCAGCGGCUGUCAAUGGACUUAUUAAGAGAUCUCCGAGACAUAGCUUUCAAGUGGGUCAAAUCACUUGGGGAGAGAGCGAGUGGUAUGGCUGUUGACGGAUACAAAACCAACUUGAUCGCGCGGCAAGUUCAUCUGGCACUGGUGUGCGUGAAAACAUUUGACUCAGAGGGUAGUACACUCGAGCAGAUGUUUACAGAAAAUCCAGCUGUGUCAACAUACCUCCAAUGUUGCAUGAUAAUACACGACAAAGCCCACGUCCUUGAUUUGGGCUCUGAUACUGCACUUCCUGUUUUAUUUUAUCGCUGGCGGGCUUUGUCGUAUCGUAGCUACCAUUUACUCCAAAACAAGAUACGUGCUGGAGAUAGCACGGCACUGGAUAUGGCUAUCACGCGCGCUUGGGCCGCGUACCGCCCUGGCACUGGAUGGUCGAUGUCCGAGCAAGCUAAUGACCCUUGGGUAUCUAGACGGAUGGGGUGUCCAACGGCCAGGGAUAGUAGCUUGAUGAUCUAUUUCAAUUUACUGACGAGCGAACUACUCAUCAAUGGCCUGCCGUUAGCUCGUUUGCCGGCGGCCUAUGAGCGCCACGGAAACUACAGGUUGCUUUUCGGACAAGCAGUUUUGGAAGUGAUGCCCAGUGAACUCCCCGGGAUGAGCUUUUCCUGCCAGAAGGAAUAUGAGGGCCACGUUGUCCAUCUGGGAAAUCAAGCACUGCCCGACUCGCAGGAGUUCAAUCUUUGUGCUCGAGUGGCAGCAAACGGUCAGACCUGGGAAUUUAUCCCACCGCAGCUGUUCGCCAGCCUGCUCCCGGACGCGUUUGUAGAGGAAUUUGCGCAUUGGUAUGAUUUGGACAAGAAGCACGUAGAGUUCCGUCCAAUAAAAGAGCCAUGGAAACCAUCUUCUGUCAAUUGGCGACUACAACGAAACAGCUCCCAAACUGGCUGGAUCCUCGAAGCGGAUGGAGUCUGUCUGGUCAAUGUCAAUAGCUCAACGGCAAAGGGGUUAUCGGACAUUCUUCAGCCCAUCGAAAGACCGUUGAAGCUACACUGUAAGUAUCACUUAGCAUCAUCAGCACUAGAAAUCGACAUCCCGAGGCUUCGGUUGGGAUUUGAUCUCCAAUCUGGGAACUCGUCGAUUCACUCCCGUCAGUACCGUGGCUUGUCGAUUGACACCGAUCAGUCAUUGGGGACACUGGUUGGGUUGCAGAAUAAGCUUAUCCUAGUCUCCAAAGACCUCCAGGAACGCAUGGUUCUUAUACCGGAAGGGACUGUGUCCUGGGAAAAGGAGCGCCAUCACAUGCGGGUCGAGAUUGGUUGGGACGCCACCGCUAAUCUUCACGCAUAUUCUGUGAAAAGAGACUUGGGUUGCUUAGCCGAUAACGGGAACUUACAGAGUAAGCUGCUACUAUGCUAUUUGCACGCUUUGACAUCAUUAUGUGUGCCCGACCCACUUACGCAAAAGACGGGUACUGAGCAAGCCCUGUCCAUCCUUCGCUCCGCUGCAGUAAGAUCCUUUCAUCGAUUGCGACCAGAAAAUAUAGCAAUAUUAACAAAGAUCGCACAUCUUACCCCAAGCCGCAAAUGCUAUCCUGCCAAUGAACGAGUAAUGCAAACCAUUACAUGGCAAAGAGACCUAGGGUUUCUGAUGCAGCACUGUGGAUUCUAUGAGGAAGUCACUGCUAUAUUCCACCAUGACCGCCGGAUGGAAAUGUUUAAUCCUGAUAUACAAACGACACGCCCACCGCUACCCGCUAUAGAUAAAGAUUUACAGAAACGGGAUCAGAUACGCUCGUCCGCAUUUCGCGUAUAUGGGUUUGGCGCCGAGGACCACACAGAUAAAUACGAUAGACCUUACACCGGGCUGGAUACAAACCGCGAGUCCGUAGAGGCGUCCCGGGCUUUCCGUUUGGCCAAGAUUGUCUACGACAAGAUUCCUUGCGCACAAAGGUUCGUGGUGAAGGGAUUAACAAAGACGCUUUGGAGUUUUAUCUCCAGCUUCGGCCUGACUCAGGGCUCAAACACUCCGCUCGAUCUAAACUCUCUCAAAUACGACGCGGGAUUGCUUGUAGAACCAAACAUUCUGGUCUCCGCGUACUGGUGCGGUAUACACCGACAUAUUUGUUCGGAACACUCGUCAUUGGAUAGGUUCCAAUUAAUGAUCUGGCUCUGCACCUUGGGAUUUGCGAAGAACUGCAAUAUGGCUGUGCUCGAGACGUUAGCUGCACUUCACGCGGUGCGAGAAAUGGCCUCUGUUGCUUUACCACAGCAUGACUCAUAUACUCUAGAACAGGGGUAUCAAUUUGACCAAGGCAUUAUUGUAUCUCGCAUUCAGUCCGCUCAACUGACACUGACUCCAGAGUCGAAUAUUUCCCGAAAACCCUAUGAAACCACGAAACAGUUCAAGUCGCGUUGUAGUGAACUACGGAAGAAGAACAGGAACAAAGUCCGCGAUUGGUUCGUAACGGAGCUUAGGAGUCAAUGGCCAGCCCGAUCCGCAACAUUACCUAGCACUCAAGAUAACCCUCGAUUCAGUGAUUACUUUGACACAUGGCAGGCUAUGAAAUCGGUGAACCAGAUGUUUUACGUCUGGUUCAGUAAUUGUGCAUUCAGAGGAUAUCUAGAGACCAUUGCACAAGUAUUAUGUCACCAACCUGUUCACUCUGUGGAAAUGUCGGCAAUGCGAGCUUCUCCAUUAUACAUAGCAUCUUCUCCCCGGGAGAGGUGUGGAUUCCUCUCCGUGGAUGACCUACUAGGCCCAUCACCACCUGUUUUGGAUGUGGAGCAGCCCUACCUAGAAAAGCUUCUUUACUCAAGCCCGAUCGCGGGGAACUUGACACGUCCUCUUGUACAAUUUGUCAGUGCCCUUGCAUCGCAGUCACGGUCACACUUCGAGAUGAGGUAUGUGGAUCAAGUACGCAGCAGUGUCAGAUGCCUCUUGGAAACGAAAAUGUCGUGGAAUGUCAAGAUGGACGACGAUCAAUUGGAACCGGUACUCCUGGAGUACCUAGACGCUUGUAAAACGUAUUCCAACAACAUUUACACAGCCAUCAAAUCACACAUGAUGCCUUCUGCGACCACUACAAGCUGUGCUGAUCAACAACACAUGAUGCAUUACAAAAUUCGAGCAGUCCUCGUUCAGAUCAACCAUUGCCCUCGGUUUUCCAAAGCCUUCCUCCUUCAGCAGUUGACACGUCAUAGGUGGCCUGGGCUACCUGAUGAGUGGAAGUCCUGCAUCAUCACGUAUGGACUCUCGAUAACGACACUACAGUGGGCGCAGAGACUGGUCAGCACAGUUGGGGAUCGCAAUGACCUCAUUCGAGAGCUCCAAACCCCCGGUCACAGUAACUGGAAUCCGCAUGAGUUCCCAGAGUCCCUUUUGUUGGAGAUCGAAAACGGGAUUCUUAUUCGAGAUGUCCAGGAGCAAAUGGCCAAAGAGAUGAGAGAGUGUAGUCCUGGACAAAACGCCGUGAUGCAGCUAAACAUGGGUGAAGGCAAGUCAUCGGUGAUCGUGCCGAUUGUGGUGGCUGCCCUUGCACACGGCGCUUGUCUAGUUCGUGUGCUAGUAGCAAAACCACAGUCUCGGCAGAUGCUCCAGAUGCUAGUCUCGAAACUGGGGGGUCUUUUGGGUCGGAGAGUGUAUCUCAUGCCAAUUUCACGUUCCCUACAGCUGUCGGAAACGGAGAUACGAGAGCUGGAGAGCAUGUGUCGGGAGUGCAUGGCAAACGGUGGUGUGCUCCUCGUCCAGCCAGAGCAUCUUCUCUCCCUAAAGCUGAUGUGCAUUGAGUCCUUUGUCACUGGUAAAGUAUCUGUGGGUCGUGCCCUUCGAACAGUGCUACAGCUAUUCAAGGGGUUUUCGCGAGACGUUGUGGAUGAGAGCGAUGAAAAUUUCAGUGUCAAGUUUGAGUUGAUCUACACCAUGGGAUCCCAACGCCCUCUUGAGCUCAGCCCGGAGAGAUGGGUUAUCAUACAACAACUGUUGAGCCUAGUGAGAAUAUAUGCCCCAGGCCUGGAAGGGGACUUUCCUGCAUCCAUAGAGGUCUCUGAGGAAAGGCCUGGGGGUUUUCCAGGGGUACGGCUGCUUCGGGGUGAUGCGGAGGAAGCACUCCUCCAGCGGAUCGGACAGCAUAUUUGCGAAAAUGGUAUUCACUUUUGCCCGGUGGCCAGGCAACCAGAGUCAGCAAGAACCGCGGUUUUCCGCUAUUUGCUGGAAAAGCAGCCACCUGCUGAUUCCAUCAAGGCAGUUGAAAGCAACACAACGGGGCUUUGGACUGAUACCACCAGAGGGCCCCUUCUUUUGCUGCGAGGACUCUUGGCUCAGGGUGUGCUCGCAUUCUGUCUCGGCCAAAAACGAUGGCGUGUCAACUACGGGCCAGAUGCGACUAGGAAGCCUCCUACCAAGCUCGCCGUACCAUACCGCAGCAAAGAUAGCCCUGCUCCUCGAUCGGAAUUUAGUCACCCAGAUGUUGUUAUCAUCUUAACCUUACUCAGCUACUAUCGCUCUGGUCUUCAUGAUGAUGAGCUUUACAUGGCAUUCAGGCGACUGGCAAAAUCCGACCAAGCGGACACGGAAUACCAUGCGUGGGUAGAAGAUGCACCAACCCUCGACCCUACAUAUCACCAUUUACCUGGAGUCAACCUCGAAGAUCACGACCUUUGUCUAAAACAUAUUUUCCCCUGUCUCCGGUUUGCGAAGUCGGUCAUUGACUAUUUCGUUGCCCAUUUCGUUUUUGCAAAGGAGUUGAGAGAAUUUCCAGAGAAGCUGUCUGCGUCCGGAUGGGAUAUAGGAGAAAUUAGAACGCAUCCAACGAUCGGCUUCAGUGGGACAAACGACUCCCGGGAGACCCUCCCUCUUACCAUAAGGCAACUAGACCUUCUGGAGCAGCGUCAUACUAAUGCUCUGGUUCUGGAUUAUCUACUUCAGCCCGAGAACUCCGUUGCGAUCAUUCCAACGCAGAAAAACUCCACCACCUACUCGCACACCAUCAUUGAUAUGGUACGGAAUCUAAAUCUCCCGGUCCAGGUGAUUCUCGAUGUAGGAGCUCAGAUCCUAGAGCUCAACAAUCUGGAGGUGGCAGAGUACUGGUUGAGAAUGACGCCAGAUAAUGGCGGGGUUCAAGCUGUCGUGUUCGUCAACGAGAGCGACGAAAUUUGUGUUCUUGAUCGACAUGGCCGUGUGGACUUGCUGCAAAUUUCUCCAUUCGCCAAGCAGCUCGAAACAUGCAUCAUCUUCCUCGAUGAGGCCCACACACGGGGCAUUGACCUGAGACUUCCACCAGCAUAUCGUGCCGCUGUCACGCUUGGACCAGCGAUUACUAAAGACAAGUUAGUUCAAGCAUGCAUGCGGAUGAGGAAGUUAGGCAAGGGCCAGUCAGUGCUUUUCUGUGUGCCAGAAGAGAUAAAAGCCAAAAUUCACUUGGUAACCAGGAAAGAAUGUGGCGCCAGGAUUGAGGUAUCGGACAUUCUUCGGUGGGCCAUAUCAGAGACGUGGUUUGAUCUACGACGUAGUAUGCCGCUAUGGGCGGUGCAAGGCGAACGAUUUGCUUAUCAAUCACAGUUGUGGCGCAGUAUCGAUCGGGAUAGUACACAGACCAUGUCCGUCGACCAAGCGCAUGCCUUCCUCGAGCCAGAGUCAGAAUCCCUUGAAUACCGAUACCGGCCAAAGCAGGCACGCAUUCCGUUCAUAUUGUCUCGGCUAGAACGGGAUGAGACUGUUGACCUCAUACAGACAAGAUGUCGACAGUUUGACAAUCUUGAUUUCACCUCUACCCAGCUACAAGAGGAACAGGAGCGUGAGCUGGCGCCCGAAAUUGAGCAAGAACGGCAGGUCCAGCGGCCACCUUCUGCAAAGCCAGCACGGCACUAUGUACAUCAGGAUAUUGUUUCUUUCGUGUCCACCGGCAUCCUCAAACAGCCCUCAGAUGCCUACGAGGCUGCGUUUCACACAUUAAGAGAUACGUCAGCUGCAGCACACUUAGAUAUCUCGCAAUUCCCCCAUGGUCUGCUCGUUACAGCCGAUUUUGCCAGAACGGUCCAAGUUCCAGAUGGUUCACACUUUGCGUCAGAUCUAUAUCAGCGCUCGGUGCAAUGGGUUCUAACGAGCACGGGUCACCCUUCCUCAGGCGACACAGUCGUGAAAAGCAUGCUGGUCAUCAGCCCCUUCGAGGCUAAUCAACUUCAAGCAAGGGUUAAAGCGUCCAUAGCGGUUCGGAUGCAUCUGUAUGCUCCACGUCAAAUUCAAGGGUACUCCUCACUGGACAGCCUGACACUCUACACUACCCCAGGGGGGUCUAGCAUAGUCGAGAUUCCCACGUUGUUCAGACUACAGCUCAACCUAUUUGCAGGGCAGUUAUACAUCGGAUCAUACAGCGAAUAUUGUGAGAUAUGUGAUUUCCUUGGCGUGGCGUCUUGCAAAACGCCCGAGCAUCUAACCGUGGCAGCGGAUGGUUUCAUAAUUGAGGGCCAUAAAGAAUCGAGAUCAACCUUUCACCAAAGUCCACUCAAAUUCUUAAAGGUCCUCCUGUCGCAAAUUCGGAGAGAUGGACAGGAGAUCGAUAAGACACAUCUGGGCAAGAUCCUAGAUGGAACAUUGCUGCAUCCGGACGAGUUCCAUCAGCAUCACAUGCAAGCACAGCAAAAUCAAGUAUCUGAGUAUUGA
This is a messenger RNA of Aspergillus pseudonomiae, 9426 nucleotides long. RefSeq lists its product as uncharacterized. NCBI's taxonomy places the organism in Eukaryota, Fungi, Ascomycota, Eurotiomycetes, Eurotiales, Aspergillaceae. The record is from RefSeq and is a predicted model, not a curated record. Bases 1 to 9426 code for a protein of 3141 amino acids. The transcript has 3 exons.